This is a messenger RNA of Pleurotus ostreatus (oyster mushroom), 555 nucleotides long. RefSeq lists its product as uncharacterized. The transcript has 3 exons. Bases 1 to 555 code for a protein of 184 amino acids. Gene Ontology annotation, cellular component: cell division site; growing cell tip; plasma membrane. NCBI's taxonomy places the organism in Eukaryota, Fungi, Basidiomycota, Agaricomycetes, Agaricales, Pleurotaceae. The record is from RefSeq and is a predicted model, not a curated record.
AUGCCCGCCGGAGCCGCCCUUCCAGGAUUAUUCCUGUGCUUUGCAGCGACCGUUCUUCUCAUAUUUGUAUCCGUAUCUGUGCCAACCUGGGACAGAAUAUCGUUCCUAAACGUUUCAACCGGUGCCCAACAAGUACGAUAUGGUGUCUUUGGGUUCACGGGAAGCGAUGUGGGAAUAGGAUACGAUCUACCGACCGGAGUCGAUUCAACCGUGCUGCGCAACCUCACGAAGACCCUCAUUCUUCAUCCGAUUGCUGCCGGACUCGCAGGACUCGCUUUCCUCUUCGGAUUGUGCGGUGCCGCAUACUCGCGCUUCGGGACGAUUAUGAUGACCCUGCUCUCCGGGCUUGCGACGAUCAUCACCCUCCUCAUCUGGAUCAUCGACAUGGUCCUCUUCGGUAUCGCUCGCAACCGAUUCCGCAACGAAGGUGCUACAGCGCAAUACGGCAACGCCAAUUGGAUCACGCUGGGAGCACUAGUCGCGCUCAUCCUCGGCUUCUGUGUCUCCGUCUGCGGAAGCUUCGGCAGAUACAGAAGAAGAAAGGAUGCCUACUAG